AUGAAGACUGCAACUCUCCACGAAGAUAUCCAAAAAUAUCAGCAAAUAUUAACCAAAUCGGAGGAGUUGGAGAAGGAUAUCCCACCACGGAGUGUAUUUGACUGUCAGAAGCGUGCGAGAGUGACCAAACGGAAGCUGAUAAAACUGAAAAAUGCCCCAAUACCUCGUCCACAGUUUGGAGGUCCUAAGGUGAUCAAUACCAAGGUAAAGAAAAGCGUUGUUGAGGCUGUCAAAAGUGAAAAAGUCCAUCAAAAACGUUCUUCGAUCCGAACGCGAUCCAGAAGCAAAUUGGCAGAACUGGUACUGGAGACCAGUCUGAAAUCACAAUUGGAAGCUAAGGUUCAAGUCAAGAAGGCUCCAAUCAAGCCGUUGAGAGCCAAAGCCAUCACUUUCGAGAAUAAAGUGAUGGCAGGAAAUCUGUACAGCGAAUUGGUCGAGAAGAUCCGCGAUGCAUCCAACGAUAUUGAUUUCGGCAUGCUGUGGAAGCUACUUCCAAAGAAUAUUGACUUGGAGAAGGAAAAAUUCAACGUGGAGAACAAAGAGGCGGACAAGUUGCUCUGGAAGAUGCUGACAGCGGCAUUUAGUGACGAUAUCGAUCUUUUUUUCAGGAAGAUCAGUGGUUGGCCGCUCGACAACGCCCAAUCCCUUCCAUUAGUGUAA
Molecule: messenger RNA, 660 nt
Organism: Sungouiella intermedia
Lineage: Eukaryota; Fungi; Ascomycota; Pichiomycetes; Serinales; Metschnikowiaceae
Source: the annotation of a GenBank genome assembly